AUGGCUCCUAAGAAACCAGCCGAAAAAUCCAAAAAGGCCAUCGCCAUUGGCGAAGCCCUUACGGCGAAGAAGAGUGUUGAGAAGACUUCUCAUAAUAAAAUUAAGAAGAAGCCCCGUACUUCUACGACAUUCCGUCGUCCCAAGACGCUCCGUCUUCCCAGAGUACCCAAGUAUCCGCGUAAAUCCAUUCCUCACGCACCUCGCCUGGACCAAUACAAGAUCCUAAAGAAUCCUCUAAACACCGAAUCCGCAAUGAAAAAAAUAGAGGAUACAAAUACGCUCGUUUUCAUUGUUGACACUCGGGCCAACAAACGUCAAAUCAAAGAAGCGGUGAAGAAGUUAUAUGAUGUUGACGCCCAGAAAAUCAAUACCCUGAUAAGACCUGAUGGAACAAAGAAAGCUUACGUUCGCCUCACCACCGACAUGGAUGCCUUGGAUAUCGCGAACAAGAUUGGAUUCAUCUAG
This is a messenger RNA of Acaulospora colombiana, 465 nucleotides long. NCBI's taxonomy places the organism in Eukaryota, Fungi, Glomeromycota, Glomeromycetes, Diversisporales, Acaulosporaceae. The record is from the annotation of a GenBank genome assembly.